Molecule: messenger RNA, 1509 nt
Organism: Penicillium vulpinum
Lineage: Eukaryota; Fungi; Ascomycota; Eurotiomycetes; Eurotiales; Aspergillaceae
Product: dienelactone hydrolase
Exons: 3
Coding region: 1-1509 (502 amino acids)
Biological process (GO): polyketide metabolic process
Source: RefSeq, a predicted model, not a curated record
AUGGCCAACAUAUCGAUUAGCGCUCCUGGCCUGAACAGCGGCGGGUUUCUUUACAACAAUGGCAACAAUAAUGCUCGACUGUGCAUCACAGCUGAAUCCGAGGAUUUCGAUAUGGAGAUCAUCAAGAACUGGCAAGAGGAAGGAUUCGACGUGGUAUACCUCCCUUUUAACGGCGGAGGAAAAGACUUCGCUCGCCGACUGCAGUCCGUAAAGGACGGUCUCGGUGUAGGCGAAAACUACGGCGUGAUCGCGUACGGUGAUGCCGCGGACUUUUGUCUUGGCUACUAUAUCAAUUCUGUCAACGCCAGUCGACUCUGCGCCCUGGUCGCCUACUACCCCAGCCUAAUCCCCGAUACACGAUCGCGAUUCCCGCUCUCGCUCCAGGUUCUCGUGCACUUGGCAGGUGAGACUGUGGAUGUACUUGUUCAGCCCGUCGCCCUUGGCAUUCAAGGAAAGAAACGCCGACAGACCCGGCCGAUCAAUUCUGGUAUCGGGACUGGAGAGCGUUUGAAUCUGGCCUACCCAGCGUUUACGUAUGAUAAUGCCGAGCCCGGAUUUGCGGAGGCGGAUGUGGAGGAAUAUGAUCGCCUGUCGGCGGAUCUAGCCUGGACGCGGACUUUGAAGGUCCUGCGAAAGGGAUAUUCCCGGGAUCCGGAUUAUGAGCAGCGGUACGAGCAGCAUGUGGAUGGCAAGUUUUUCUCGUCAAAUGUCCGGAAGACGAUGGAUGGUUAUGUCCAACACAAAACUCCCGGUGUCACCUAUACGCCGACAAUCAGCGGCGGGAUCGGGAAAAAAGCCUUGCGCCAUUUCUAUGAACAUUACUUCAUCGGCAAACUGCCUUCAUCCAUGCGCCUCCGACUGCUAUCACGUACCACAGGAGCUGACCGCAUCGUGGACGAGCUGUACGUAAGCUAUGAGCACACACAGGAGAUUCCAUGGAUGCUACCAGGUGUCCCGCCAACAAACAAGCGAGUUGAGAUAAUCCUCGUGAGUAUUGUCAGUUUGCGCGCCGGGCGCCUUUACUCUGAGCACGUGUACUGGGACCAAGCCAGCGUCCUCGUGCAGGUCGGUCUCCUGGACCCCAAGUUGAUGCCGGCUGGAGUCCAGGGUGUCGAUCGACUACCCGUUGUUGGGCGCGAAGCUGCUCGUCGCAUCCUCCAUGAGGAUACGGAGCUCGAACAGGAAGACUACCACAACAAGAUGAUUCGUCGUGCACGUGCACGUGCGAGGAGAAACCUGAAUCAGAGCGCCCGCGCAUCGCAGGCUGGCGAUGAGUAUGGUGACAUUAAGAGUGAGGCGGAACAGUCAUUGCCUGAUAGGAGUCGAAAUAAGGGCAAGACCGUUCAGAAAACGAAGCCUGCAAGUCUGCAGCGGACCAACACAGAAAUGGCUGAACAUGAGAAUGAUGAUGGCGCUGAUACGGAGACAGAGUCUAAGGCUGGCGAUCAGACUGCCUAUGUCGAGGAUGGGGGAGAUGAUAGUGGUGAGAACGGGUCUAAGCAGACGUGA